CAUCUCCGAGGAGAGACAAAGGCAGUUCAACCAACAUUUCCUUCAAUUUUGCUUUGUUUUUCUCUGUUUGUUCUCUUGUUUGGAGCUCGAGAUCGAAUGGUUUUGGAGAUUCUGCGCUUUUGAUUGCCAUUUUGGGUUUCUCGCUGCGCUUUUUUAGAGAUUUCUAUGGCGAAUUGAGAGCGGUUUUGUCGAGAAAUGUCUCGUCUUUGUAGUUUUUGAGCCUGCGGAUUUGGGAGCUCUGAUGUGGUGGCUGGGAGUUUGAUGGUGCUUGCUACUUGCGUCGAUCGAGGGUUUGGGGAGGCGGAAGGAUCGCUUUGAGCUCAAAUUGCUGGAAAAAAUGGCGUCGAGGUCGUACUCGAACCUCCUCGAGCUUGCCUCAGGGGAGCCGGCCUCGAUCAGCCAGAUCCGGCGGCGGAUCCCUCGCGUGAUGACCGUUGCCGGCAUCAUCUCCGACUUCGAUUCGGACUCCGACUCCGACGGCUCCUCCUCGGCCCCCUCUUCCCCCAGAGACCGCACCAUCGUCGUCGCCAACCAGCUUCCCAUCAGCGCCCGCCGCCGCACCGACGGGCGAGGAUGGGAGUUCUCCUGGGACAAGGACUCCCUCCUCCUCCAGCUCAAGGAUGCAAUCGGUGACCGCGGAUCCGACAUGGAGUUCGUGUAUGUCGGCUGCCUCCGGGAUGAGAUCCCUGCCGCCAACCAAGACGAGGUCAGUCAGGUCCUCCUUGAGACAUUCAAGUGCGUGCCGGCGUUCCUGCCGCCGGACCUCCUUGUCCGAUACUACCACGGCUUCUGCAAGCAACAGCUGUGGCCCCUCUUCCACUACAUGCUGCCCCUCUCCCCUGACCUUGGCGGCCGCUUCGACCGCUCCUUGUGGCAGGCCUACGUCUCGGCCAACAAGAUCUUCGCCGACAAGAUCCUCGAAGUUAUCAACCCCGACGACGACUUCGUCUGGGUGCACGACUACCACCUUAUGGUCCUUCCCACCUUCCUCCGCAAACGCUUCAACCGCGUCAAGCUUGGAUUUUUCCUCCACAGCCCCUUUCCCUCCUCUGAAAUCUAUAAGACGCUCCCCGUCCGUGAAGAGCUCCUCCGCUCUCUCCUCAACUCCGAUCUCAUCGGCUUCCAUACCUUCGACUACGCUCGCCAUUUCCUCUCCUGCUGCGGUCGCAUGCUUGGCCUCUCCUACGAGUCCAAGCGUGGCUACAUUGGGCUCGAGUACUACGGCCGCACCGUCAGCAUAAAGAUCCUCCCCGUUGGCAUCCACCUAGACCAGCUCAAGUCUGUGCUCAGCCUUCCGGAGACUGAGAAGAAGGUCCAGGAGCUUGUGGAGCAGUUCUUAGACAAGGGACGAGUCAUGGUCCUCGGCGUCGACGAUAUGGAUAUCUUUAAAGGCAUCAGCUUGAAGCUUCUGGCCAUGGAGGAGCUGCUCAAGCAGCACCAAGAGUGGCGGGGAAAGAUAGUCUUGGUCCAGAUAGCAAAUCCAGCAAGAGGACGAGGCAAGGGAGUGAAGGAAGUCCAAGCCGAGAGCUUCGCGACAAUGAAGCGCAUCAACGAGGCCUACGGCGAGCCGCCGGGCUACGAUCCCAUCAUCCUCAUCGAUGAGCCGCUUCCGUUCUCCCAUCGCAUAGCUUACUACGUCGUGGCGGAGUGCUGCCUGGUCACCGCCGUGAGAGACGGCAUGAACCUUAUACCUUAUGAAUACAUCAUUUCCAGACAGGGCAACCAGCAAUUAGACAAUGUCUUGGGUUUGGCCUCACCGGCGCAGAAGAAGAGCAUGUUAGUAAUAUCCGAGUUCAUUGGUUGCUCUCCAUCUCUGAGCGGAGCUGUCCGUGUCAAUCCAUGGAACACUGAAGCUGUGGCCGACGCCAUGGUCAAUGCUCUGGAGAUGAAAGAGCAGGAGAAGCAAUUCCGACAUGAGAAGCACUACAAAUACGUGAGCUCACACGAUGUAGGCUACUGGGCAAACAGCUUCUUGCAGGAUCUGCAGAGGACCUGCAGAGAUCAUUCGACGAGGAGGAACUGGGGAAUUGGCUUUGGAUUGGGAUUCAGAGUGGUUGCUCUCGAUACUAACUUCAGAAAGCUUGCAAUGGAGCACAUCGUGUCGGCCUACAAGAGAACAAGAACAAGAGCCAUCCUUUUGGACUACGAUGGCACAUUGAUGCCCCAGGCAUCGAUUGACAAGAGACCCAGCACGAAAUCGAUUGAGAUUUUGAACACUCUGUGCUCUGACAAGAACAAUGUGGUGUUCCUUGUGAGUGCGAGAAGCCGUGCCACUUUAGGCCAUUGGUUUGCUCCUUGUGAGAACUUGGGUGUUGCUGCAGAGCAUGGCUAUUUCUUCAGGUUGAAGAGGGAUGCAGGGUGGGAAACUUGUGUUCCAGUGGCAGAUUUUAACUGGAAACAGAUUGCCGAUCCUGUGAUGAGUUUGUACAUGGAAACAACAGAUGGUUCCAUGAUAGAUGACAAGGAAACCAUGCUUGUUUGGUCAUACGAGGAUGCGGAUCCUGAUUUUGGAUCUUGUCAGGCUAAAGAACUUCUUGAUCAUCUGGAGAGUGUGCUAGCCAAUGAGCCUGUUUCAGUGAAGAGUGGUCAGCAUAUAGUGGAGGUCAAACCACAGGGUGUGAGUAAGGGUUUGGUGGCUCGGCGCCUUCUUUCGACAAUGCAAGAGAGGGGCUUAACACCAGACUUUGUUUUGUGCAUUGGAGACGACAGGUCUGAUGAAGACAUGUUUGAGGUGAUCACAACUUCCAUACCAAGCACUUCUUCCCUCACCCCCACAACUGAAGUGUUUGCCUGCACUGUGGGUCAGAAGCCAAGCAAAGCGAAGUAUUACUUAGACGACACAGCCGAGAUUGUUAGGCUGAUGCAAGGACUGGCAACCGUCUCCGAGCAAGCACUGAGAACCCAGCAAAAUGACCAGAUUGAUACUUGAACAAAUUUGGAGCAACAUUUUUUUGUUCUACGAGACAAACUUAUUGUGAUCAGUAUUGUUCUUUUUAGUAGGUAUUUGAUUGCAGUUUAAGGAAGAUCUUCAGUUAAUGUUUUGUUGUGUAAUAUUUAGGUUGGUGCUUGAUCUCCAUGUCAGAGACAAAGAUGAAAUAUAUGGCCAUGUUGUUGCUGGAUUGCCUAUUCAA
Zingiber officinale is the source of this 3131-nucleotide messenger RNA. RefSeq names its product alpha,alpha-trehalose-phosphate synthase [UDP-forming] 6-like. Bases 338 to 2929 code for a protein of 863 amino acids. The record is from RefSeq and is a predicted model, not a curated record. Gene Ontology annotation, biological process: trehalose biosynthetic process. Gene Ontology annotation, molecular function: catalytic activity. Gene Ontology annotation, cellular component: cytosol. Lineage: Eukaryota; Viridiplantae; Streptophyta; Magnoliopsida; Zingiberales; Zingiberaceae. The transcript is spliced from 3 exons.